Molecule: messenger RNA, 4989 nt
Organism: Plasmodium gonderi
Lineage: Eukaryota; Apicomplexa; Aconoidasida; Haemosporida; Plasmodiidae
Product: phospholipid-transporting ATPase
Exons: 6
Coding region: 1-4989 (1662 amino acids)
Biological process (GO): phospholipid translocation; endocytosis; retrograde vesicle-mediated transport, Golgi to endoplasmic reticulum
Cellular component (GO): endosome; plasma membrane; trans-Golgi network
Molecular function (GO): ATPase-coupled intramembrane lipid carrier activity; ATP binding; ATP hydrolysis activity
Source: RefSeq, a predicted model, not a curated record
AUGGUGGAUGACGAAGAAUUAAAGCGGCUUCGAUUUGUGCUGAGUAAAAAAGUAGGGAAAAUAAAAUAUUUUUUUUCGUACACAUUUUACAAAUUGUUCAGUCAUUUUUAUAAUAAGAAGAAUAAAAAACGAGAACGGUAUGUUAAUAUACAUGGAAGAACAAGUCCGAAUUUUUUUUGUGAUAAUAAGAUAAGAAGUACGAAAUACACAGUCAUAACAUUUAUCCCAUUAUUUUUAUUUUAUCAAUUCGCGGACUUUUUAAAUUUAUUUUAUUUGUGUGUUUCUCUUCUACAAGUUAUUCCCAUAUUCAACACUGGAUAUGUAUUUACUUUUGUAGCCCCUUUGAUUUUCAUCAUUUUUAUAAGUUUAAUAAAUGAAGUAGUAGAUGAUUUUAAGAGGUUUAUAAAAGAUUUAGAAAAUAACAAUGAAAUUUAUUACAGCCUUUUGGAGAAUGGGAAUUUUGAAAGAAUAUAUUCAAAAGAUAUAAAAGUAGGGGAUAUAAUUUUGAUUAAAUCCAAACAAAGAGCCCCUGCUGAUUGUAUUUUGUUACGUAAUUUAAGUAAAAAUGAAGAAUAUACAUUUAAGGUUGAGGAGAAGAGAUUUUUUGGAAACAUGAAAUUGAAUAAAAAUUCCAAUGUGUACAGCAAAAUAAAUCAAAGUUAUUACCAUUUUGAUAAAAACAUUGACAAUGAAUUGAUUGAAGAUCGAUAUAACGAAUCAAACAACAAUUUGAGUGAAACAAGCAAUAAUCUACUCUUUAGUGAAAAUGAAAAAUCUCUAAAUGCUGUGAAGGAUGGAAAAUGUCUCUUAAAGGAUAAAUCAGAAAAAAGUGAUCAUAAAAAUGAUAUGAACAAUAAUUCAGGAGAAUUGAAUGAUUUGGAAAUGAAUAAAAAAAAAAUGAAAAAGAAGAAAAAAAAGAAGAAGAAAAAAAAAAAAAAAAAAUUAGCACUAAGUAAAAAAAGUGAAGGAAACAAAGAUACAAGUGCAUCCAACGAAACUGCAAAUUAUACAUAUGUAAAGACGGACAAAAUUGAUGGAGAAACCGAUUGGAAAAUUAAAUAUCCAAUCAGUAUAUUCCAAAAUUUAAAAAAAUUGAAAGAUUUCUUUACUAUUGAUAUUCUAUUCAUCUUAGAGCAACCAAAAAAUGACAUUUACAAAAUUGAAGGAUCAUUUGUUAUAUUCAAGUAUAAUCCAUAUGGAGAUUUUCAGAAGGAUGAAAAUACUAAUAAUCUUGGAUUGAACGACAAUCAAUUAAUGAAUUAUUCAUUUGAUAUGAUAAGGGAUGGGAAAAUGGACUUGGAAUCAGAUGGGCGCUCUACCUUGCCCAAGGCAUACGCAACUGAGGCAGAUGAUGAUGAAGAAGAAGAUGAUGAUGAUGAAGAUGAUGAUGAUGAUGAAGAUGAUGAUGAAGAAGAAGAUGAUGAUGAUGAUGAUGAUGAUGAUGAAGAAGAAGAAGAAGACGAUAAUGAUGAAAAAGAUCAAGAUGAACAUCGAAACGAUCGCGAACUGAACAAUAUGGAAAACGAAGGAGGAAAAAAAUUACAUAAAAAGGGAUAUCUCAAUUGGGGAGAAAAAAACAUGUCGUACGCAUGCAAUAACAAAAAAAGAGGGGAACAAAUGAAUAAAGAAAUGGUGAAGUUUAUCGAUGUGGAAAAAGGAGGGACAACAGUAGUAGUACGAGGAGGAGUAGGAAAUAGUGAUGCAGAAAGAAACAGCGGAAUUGUUGAAAAGUAUAACGGUCCAAAAGAUAGAAUAAAUAAAAGUGGAAAUUAUGUAAAUGAAACGAGAAUGUGUAAUGUAUUUAAUAAUGAAGACAAUUUCAAUUUUUACAAUGUAAGCUAUCGAAAAAAGCUAAGUUAUGAUAACUUCAUUUUAUUCAAUUCUGUAAUUACAAGUUCAGAUGUUAUCUGUCUUGUGAUAUAUACAGGAAGUGACACAAGAGUAAAUAUGAGUACUCAGAUUAGUAAAAUAAAAAGAGGAAUGAUAGAUAAGAAAUUGAAUUUAAUCACAUUGUUUUUAUUUAUCAUAUUGACAUUAUUUUCCAUGUAUAUGUGUUCAGUUAAAUUGAAUAAUUUAUGGUAUCUCAAUUUCAUCCGUUUUGUUUUACUAUUUUCUUCUGUAAUUCCGAUAUCAUUAAGUGUGAAUUUAAAUAUUGCAAAAAUUUAUUACACAUUAGUUAUUCAAAAGGACAAAGAAAUAGAAACGACAAUUAUAAAAAAUAGCUCAAUUAUAGAAAAUUUUGGAGACAUAGAUUAUAUUUUUACAGAUAAAACAGGUACAUUAACAGAAAAUGUAAUGGUUCUAAAAGUUAUACAUAUUGGUUUGGAUGUAAUUCAUGCUGAAAAUGAAAAAAAUAUGUUACAAGGUAAUAUAGAAAAUAAAGCCAAAGGAAAUUUCAAUAAGCAUAUGCUAUCAUAUGAUUUAGAUGAUUUAAAUGAAGAUGUCGAUGCUUCAUCUUUAUAUUUGGCCUCGAAUUAUAACACAAAAAAUGAUAGAAGAAAUAAACAAAGUACUUAUAACAAAAAUGGUCGACCUAUUUCGUUUAAUCACGACAUGGAAAACAGUAGAAAUAAAAAUGACCUAUCCAAUUUGAGACAUUUGAGUAAAGUAGCCAAUCCAGUAGAUCGCAUGAACAUGCUAAAUGAUGAAGAGAAUAUUGAUGAAGAAAAUUUCGAUUAUGAAAAUUUUGAUUAUGGAAAUUUUAAUGAACAAUCUACAGCCACAAAAUCUGCAUUUUCACAAAAUGGCUAUAGAAAUAUGAAUAUAAAAAAUUUUAAACAAAAUAGCUUAACUCUAAACCCAAAUGUAGCAACUGGAAUAGGAGUAGGAGAAGGUGGUGCUGCUGGUGCUGGUGCUUCUGGUAUCCUAUGGCAUAGAAGAAAUGAUAUACUUAAAAAAAAUUCUGCACAUUUAGAAAAAAAGAAAAAGGUUGAAAAAAUGGUUGAUGAGUUUUUGAAGUAUAAGUCUGAUGUGUUAGAUUAUUACAAUGAUAAUGUAGAGGAUGUGGAAUAUUUGAAAAAACAUCGAGUAUUCCAAACCUUUUUGUCUUUUCUUAUUUGUAACAAUAUUAGAACCUUAGCUAAAGAAAGUAACAAUAACAGCACUAAAGAAAAGGAUAAAGCAAAGAAAAAAAAAGAGCACAAAGAAAAAGAUUUUCAGAAAAACUUUUAUUACAUAUUAAAUGUUAAUCGAAAAAGUAAAAAUGAAAAGAAAACCAAUAAGAAGGAGAAACAUAUAGAUAGUACUAGUAUGAGUUUUUCAUAUGAUAAAAAAAACCUUGAAUCAAACAGUUCUGAAGAUUCUGAAACAUUUUCUCAUUCAGAUGUAAGUUAUCAAUGUUCUUCACCUGAUGAAUUAGCCUUUCUAAAAUAUGCAACCAAUUGUGGUUUCAUUUUGAAAAAGAAAACAGCAAGCAAAAUAGAAAUAAAAUAUAAAAAUCUCGUACUAGAGUAUGAUAUUUUGUUGCAUAUCCCAUUUUCAUCUGAGACUAAACGAAUGAGUAUAUUCGUUCGAAAUGUAAAGAAUCGAAAUAUAUACUUCUUUAUAAAAGGUGCAGAUAAUAUUUUAAUAAAAAAAUGCCAUGAAAAAUAUAAAACAUUUAUUUAUGAAGAAAGUGAUCAUCUCUCCAAUCUGGGAUUGCGAGUUUUGGUUCAUGGAUUUUUAAAUAUAGAGGAACAAUUCUUUCACAACUUUUCCAAUCACUAUAACAAGAAUAAGGAUGUCAAGGGACAGAUGGAAAAUAUUCUUGACUAUGUCGAGAAGAACAUUAAAGUUUUAGCUAUAACAGGGGUUGAGGACAAAUUGCAGGAGGGAGUUGGAAAGACAAUUGAGAUGUUAUACAAUAGUGGCAUAAAAGUUUGGGUUCUGACCGGAGACAAAAUCGAAACGGCAAUUUGCAUUUGCAAGAAUGCUAAUAUAAAAAAGAAGAAGAACAACAUAUACAUAUUCAGGCAUGAAAAUAUUAAGAGCACUUCAAAUCUAAUAAGAGAAUUUAAUUCCAUUUUAAACAACAUAGAUUCGUAUGUCCUCUUUUUUGACAACAUUAUCAUUCAAAAUUGUAUCAAAUAUAUACCCAAUGCGUUCGUUGAUUUUGCAGCCAAUGCAAGGGCAGUGGUCUGUUGCAGGUGCAGCCCCAUUGAAAAAAAAGAAAUAGCUGUAUUAAUAAAAACCAUCAAGAGAAAAAAAAUUUUGUGUAUAGGGGAUGGUGGUAAUGAUGUAGCCAUGAUACAGUCAGCAGAUAUCGGCAUUGGUGUUUUGGGAAAAGAAGGAAAACAAGUUGUACAUGACAGUGACAUAAUUGUUUCAAAGUUUAAAAACAUAAAGAAGUUAAUUUUGUAUUAUGGGAAUAAUACCUUUCUGCAAACUUCCUCCUUGUGUUCUUUUUUAAUUCACAGGGGGUUCGUCCUUACGUAUUUGCAGUUUAUUUAUAGUUAUAUCUUUUUCGGUAUACCUGUCUCGAUUUUUCAGGGCUGGCUUCAAAUUGGUUAUACGACAUACUACACAACUGCACCAUUUUUGUCUUUACUCCUGGAUGUGAAAAUAAAAAAAAAUUUAAUAUACCUAUACCCGGAGAUAUAUAAAAAUAAAAAACACAAGCGGAAGUUAGAUUUAAAAUCAUUCUUUAUUAUCGUAUGGAUAUCAAUAUUUCAGGGAACGGUUGUUAUGUUAGGUGCAUUGAAAUUGUUUAAUGAUAAUUAUAAUAAUUUAAUAAAUAUAUCCUUUUCCUCACUGAUCAUGUUGGAAAUAAUGAAUAUUCAUUUGGAAGUGGAGUCAUGGCACCCGCUCAUGAUAUCAGCCAACAUUUGCUCCUUUAUUGUGUAUAUCUUUUCCAUGUUCAUUCUGAGGAAUUAUUUUGACAUUAUGCAAAUUAUGUCUGUUAUGUUUUGGUACAAAGUCAUUUUGAUUGUUCUCUUCGCCUGGUUACCAUUUUUCAUAAUUAAGAAGGUAAAAAAUAUCAUAACACCAUCCCAGUUUUUCAAGUUGGCAUGA